AAGUGCCAACAAUAAUCGGACGAUAACGACAGAUGGGCUGUGAACAAGAAUAUAAGUCUAAAUUUGUUAAAUAUUGUUAAUAGGGCUUUUUUUAUAAAAUAUGUGCAUAAUUUAUAAAUAAUUUUUACAGAAAAUCGAUAUUUUCAAUAAACCUUUGCAAUCGAUUUUACUGUAAGGUUAUUAAAUGCGGAUCAAGUACACGUAUGCAGUAUUUGUGUUCAUAGUUUGUGUUAUUUAGGUAGUUUAAAAUGAAAUAACUUAAAAUAAUACAAAAUUAAACGUUACAAUGUUACCUUUGACUCAAAAAGAUACUCGCCAUUCACGCGGUGGUGUUACCGGUAUCCCGGAAAAAUUCGGCAACUGGUUUAGACUCAUUUAUUCAGACAAGAACUCGAGGAAUUUAUUCCUCUUCCUCAUACUUAACUUAUCUUUUGCUUUCGUCGAACUGUUCUAUGGCAUAUGGACCAACAGUUUGGGUUUGAUAUCCGAUGCUUUCCAUAUGUUCUUUGACUGUACGGGCUUGGUGGCUGGCCUGGCUGCGUCCCUGAUAUCAAAAUGGAGAGCAAAUGAACGCUACUCCUAUGGUUACGCGAGGGCUGAGGUGCUAGCUGGCUUUGUAAAUGGCCUGUUCUUAUUGUUUAUUGCAUUCUUCAUUAUGAGCGAGGCUGUUGAAAGAGCUAUCGAACCACCUGAGGUAAAGCACGAACGUCUACUCUUGGUGUCAAUUCUCGGGUUCUUAGUGAACAUGGUUGGUAUUUACGCAUUCCACCAUGGCCACGGACAUGGGCACGGUGGUCACGGUCACUCGCACGGCGGCCAUGGCCACUCACACGACCACGGCCACUCGCACGACGACAUCGAAGCGCCUACGGGCGCGGGCUCGGCCAUCAUGCGCGGAGUAUUCCUCCACGUCCUGGCCGAUACACUAGGUUCCGUCGGAGUGAUAAUAUCCGCCAUUCUAAUGCGAAUGUUCGGCUGGAUGAGAGCAGAUCCAAUUUGCUCGAUGGCUAUCGCGCUGUUGAUCGCCGCGAGUGUGAUUCCUCUAGUGCGGGAUUCGGCGGGAGUGUUAAUGCAAAGGACGCCGCUUUCGAUCGAACGCGCGUUACCGAAUCUGUUUACGCGCGUCGUGGGCCUGGCCGGCGUGCACGCGGUGCAGGAGCCACACUUCUGGACUCUGUGUAGUGAUGUUCAUGUUGGUGCUAUAAAGCUAGAGGUAGCGAGAGAGGUGGACCCGCGGUAUGUCACGGAACAAGCCGCUAGAAUAUUCCGAGAGGCGGGCGUGAAACAUUUAACAGUACAAUUAGACUAUUCUCCGCUUUGAUGAGUACUCGUGUACAGUUUGGUUGUUUAAUUUGUAUAUAAGAUAGAGUAAAUGAGUGUUAUAUAGCAUUUGCACAUACGAGAGUGUCGCAGUUUUAUUUAUGGUAAUCGGAGACUGAGCGAGUUACGAAUUUGACAAUUUGGAAAAUGAAUAAAAAUGUGUGCAAUAUGAGAAACA
Molecule: messenger RNA, 1498 nt
Organism: Colias croceus (clouded yellow)
Lineage: Eukaryota; Metazoa; Arthropoda; Insecta; Lepidoptera; Pieridae
Gene: ZnT86D
Product: zinc transporter 7
Exons: 3
Coding region: 287-1321 (344 amino acids)
Biological process (GO): transmembrane transport; zinc ion transport; intracellular zinc ion homeostasis
Cellular component (GO): membrane; Golgi apparatus
Molecular function (GO): zinc ion transmembrane transporter activity
Source: RefSeq, a predicted model, not a curated record